AUGUCAAAAAGAAAUCAUAGUUCAGCCUCGCGAUCAAAGGAUAAUAAAAAAGCUGAGGACACCAUUUCAAAACGCGUUCGCUUUAACCAAUCCGUUUUAGUAGCAGAAACCGGAAGUAAUAACGAAGCCGAUCGUGACGAAUUCAAUUUUGAAGACUCGUUAGAACAUGCGAAACCUCGUCGUGGUGCCGUCAAACUAGAGGGCUAUGGAAGUGACGAGACAGACACUAGCGAAGACGAUGGUGUUGACGCUCGUUUUGAACGUCGCAAAGCCUUAGCAAAAGGCAAAGCGAAAAAAGACGACGAUGACAUGUUUGCCUCGGACGACGAAGCUUUCGGUGUUGAUGCGGAAAAAGGGUCCAAGAAAAAAAGAAAAUCAAAAAUCAAGUAUUUGGAAAUGGAACAGAUUCAAGGUCAAGAUUUUGGAUCAUUCGACAUCGAUAGUGACUCCGAGGAAAUUCGUAUUGAAGCAUUCAAUAUGAAUGCCGAGUUGGAAGAAGGUAAAUUUGAUGACGCGGGAAAUUAUAUUCCCAAUAAAAAAGACCCCAAUGAAUUUCAUGAUAAUUGGCUUCAGGGUUUUUCGCGAGAUGAUAUUAAAAAAGCACGAAUUGCUCACGAGAAACAACAAAGAGUGAUAAAACUGAAAGAGGCAGAAGAAGAUUCAAAAGGAGAAAUGGAUCGUAUCUCUAUAUGGAAAGAACUAUUAACGAUUUUAAAACGAGGCGAGAAUUUAUUAGAUGCAUUGCAAAGACUGGGUGGUGGUGGUAGUAAUAAUAGUAAAAGAUCAUCAAAGAAUAAACAAAAAGUGUACAAGAAAAGAAGAGGAAAACCAUCGGAUACCGCAACAGAAAUAGAAAUUGUACCGAUGGAAGAGAAAGUCGUUGAGACUGAAGAAUCUAUUAAAGAAAAUAAACGGAAAAAAGAUAUUGAAAGAUUAACAGAUUUGUCGGAUAAAAUGAUGGCAUUGGGACAUUUUAAUGUUUACGAGGAUACAUGGGAGGAAAUAUUGAGGAAUCUAAAGACUGCAAAUUAUCCUCAAAAUUCAUCAACAACUCAACAAUUAGCAUCAGGCGUAGAUUUUUCCACGCAAUGGGAAUAUAAAUGGACAGAUAGCGAAGAACCCGCGAACAUUUAUGGACCAUUUUCCAGUCUAGAUAUGAAAGCAUGGCAUGAACAAGGUUACUUUUCGCAAGGAAUUUUAGUACGACGAGCUGGUUCAACAGAUGAAUUUAUCAGUGAUACCAAUGUUGACUUCUCUUCCUAA
Ambispora gerdemannii is the source of this 1263-nucleotide messenger RNA. Lineage: Eukaryota; Fungi; Glomeromycota; Glomeromycetes; Archaeosporales; Ambisporaceae. The record is from the annotation of a GenBank genome assembly.